Messenger RNA from Panicum hallii, 1224 nucleotides. RefSeq names its product anthocyanin regulatory C1 protein-like. The coding region runs from base 222 to 1016 and encodes 264 amino acids. Lineage: Eukaryota; Viridiplantae; Streptophyta; Magnoliopsida; Poales; Poaceae. The record is from RefSeq and is a predicted model, not a curated record. The transcript is spliced from 3 exons.
AGCCAACAGACACGGAGCCUGCACGCGCAGUGCGGCCUCAGCUCGGCCACGUGGUGCCAGUGCCACAGAGCGGUCGGCCGGCCACGUCGCGUGCUUAAAUACGCCGACGACGACAGAGCUAGACGAGAGUACGCCGUUGCCCCCUGCUGCCGGCCUGCUGCAGCACACUGAUCCACGGAUCAGGGAGAGGGAGAGGGCGGAGAGGGGAAGAGAUCAGAGAGAUGGGGAGGAGGGCGUGCUGUGCCAAGGAAGGGAUGAAGAGAGGGGCGUGGACGAGCAAGGAAGAUGGCAUCUUGGCCGCCUACGUCAAGGCCCACGGCGAAGGCAAAUGGAGGGAAGUCCCCCAGAAAGCCGGUCUGCGUCGGUGCGGCAAGAGCUGCCGGCUGCGGUGGCUCAACUACCUCCGGCCGAACAUCAAGCGCGGCAACAUCUCCGAUGACGAGGAGGACCUCAUCGUCCGCCUCCACAAGCUCCUCGGCAACAGGUGGUCUCUGAUCGCAGCCAGGCUGCCGGGCCGAACAGACAAUGAAAUCAAGAACUACUGGAACAGCACGCUCGGCCGGAGGGCCGGCGCCGGCGGCAGCAGGGCGGUCGCCGGCACGCCCGACACCCCGGCGGCGUCGGGCAGCUGCGAGACCGGCCAGAAGGGCGCCGCCGCUCCUCACGCGGACCCCGACUCGGCUGGAUCCGCCACCGCCGCCGCCGAGACGGCCGCCUCGGCGGCCGUAUGGGCGCCCAAGGCCGUGCGGUGCACGGGCGGCCUCUUCAUCCACCCGGACCGGGACACGCCGCCCGCGGACGAGACGCCGCCAACGGCCGGGGGAGGAGCAGGAGGGUCAGGGGAAGGAUCGUCGGAAGACUGCAGCUCGGCGGCGUCGACCUUCGCGGGCGCCGACGAGGAGCCGUGCUUCCCCGGCGACGGCGGCGACUGGAUGGACGAUGUGAGGGCCCUGGCGUCGUUCCUCGAGAACGACGAGGAGUGGGUCCGGAGCCAGGUGGCCGAGCAGCUGGCGUAGACAACAAGUAUACGUGUACGCGUAGCUACGUACUGUACACCGUAUACGUAUGCGCAUCAGCGCACGCAUGAUGUACUUGUCGGUGUGGGUGUGUGUGGUGUGAUCGUGGUAGACUGGUAGGUCGAUCGUAGGUGUGGCCAUUCCGCUGUGAUGCUUCGAUGCAAGAUCUGUUGAGGCAGCUCAAUGCUGGCUGAUUUUAUUAGUUUUA